Messenger RNA from Hepatospora eriocheir, 846 nucleotides. Lineage: Eukaryota; Fungi; Microsporidia; Hepatosporidae. The record is from the annotation of a GenBank genome assembly.
AUGGAUAUUAUAAUUAUAAUUAAUUAUAUAAGUAAAUUAGUUUCAAGUGUUUUAUUAGAUAACCCUAAAGAACUGUUAGAACAUAUUAAAGGACAAGUCAAAUAUGUUGAAGAUGAAUUUACAGGUUGUUCUAAUGAAAAUAAAACUUCAAUAAUUAACUUUAAUAUACACGUAGAAAGAGAAAUAGCACAAGCAUUAGUAUCAAUAGCUAAGUUUAAUAAUAAUAUUUCAAAUGAGUUUUUUACAAGCAGAGGUAAAGAUGCUGAAAUAGAAGCUAUAGAAUCAUAUUUUUCAACAAUAUUUGAUGAAUUAAAUAAUGAUCUUAUAGGAUUUAAAGUACAAGUAAAUCAUAUAAUUAAUAAGAACAGUACGAAAGAAAUGACUAGUAAUGGAGCAAUAGAUCAGUCAUGUGAAGUACUUGAUGCAGCCCAAACAAGAACUGAAUUUGCACAUAAAAAGAAUAUUGAAAAAAAUAAUAAAGAAGUGGGAAUAAAUCUGUAUUUAUUUCACUGUAUUUAUAGAAGUCCAUCACAAAAGAAUUCGUUUGUAAUAGAGAAAGAGAAAUGUGGAAGAACAAUAGGAAUUUUAUGGGAUGGUGCUAAACGCACCAGUAAUUAUAUUAAAUCAGCUGUGAUUGAAGCAAUAACUGGAUUACCAAAUGCCUAUGAAACUGGUAAACUCAGAACAUUAUCGAAAUACAAAUUAUGUAAUUUCGUUGAAGAUUGUAUUUACAGCACACCCUCAGUAUUUGGACAUGAAAUACCACAAAUAGUUAGUUUACAAAGAACUAAAUCAAAUAAAAGUGAGGAUUCUUCUUUAGAGAGUAGCAGCAGUGAUAGUAAAUAA